UUGAGCAAAAGCCUGCCCCCAGCCUGGCAAACAUUUGAAUCCCACAUGCUUUGUGUUUUGUAACAUCACUAGCUUCCCCUUGAAAUAAGGGCACAGGGCAAUCUGCUCCAGGUGACCCUGCUUGAGCAUUGAGACUAGCUUGAGACUAGACGAUCUCCAGAGGUCCCUGCCAGCCUCAACCAUUCUGAGAUUAUGUCAGGGCCAGGGAAACAUCAUCUCAGCCCAAAAGGUCAAAGGCAAUGCGUCAGCAAAGGGGAACAGGCCCCAAAUCCUGCUUGGUUCUAGUACUAUACCUCCCUUUUUUCUGGCAGCGUGGGAAAAGACUGAGCCGCUCUUGGUGCUGAAUACGGACAGAAGCAAAUUUCUUCCUCUUCAUCAUAAACGUUCUUAUAUGGGGAAGGCUCAGAGCAUACUGAUGAAAUAGUACAGGGUGAGGCUUAAUAUUUACCAUACUCAGUUAACCAGAAAGUCAAGCCCUAAAACAACAGAAAAAGAAAAAAAAAAAAAAGAAAAAAAAAAGAAUGAAUCACCUAAACAAUCUUCUCUCAGGAGAGGAGACCUUGUCCCUGCAGGGAGAUGGAUUGGUCAGGGGUGGGUUUACUCUAUUUGUGAAGACUGCGACCCUGCAGCAGGGUGGUCCAGGCUGUGCUUAGCUCACAUUAGACGUGCUUAGCUCACCUCAUGCUCGUCCUGGGUAAAUAACCCUGAUUUCCUCUUCUCUCUUCUGUUUCACUAAAAUCAGCUGUUGCACAAAAUGGAUCAUGUGAGUUUCUCUGAGAAGCCCAUGAAGCGCCAAUGUCAGCUCCAGAGAUGGUAUAAAUCACGGAGACAUCCCAAAGGGUAUAAAUUCUUUGGCUGACCAAGGUGCAGCAAAGGGAAACUUCUCAGACAGCCUGGCAAGAGCAGAGAUUUGGAUUCCAGGCAGCAAAACAGGUAGGUGGAAUGACUUGGUUCAAACAGUUACUUUGCUUUUUUUCAGGCUUUUGCACUUCAUAGUGCACCAAUGAAGUAUCAACUUUGGCACAGACAAUAGGCUUUAGAGGAAGCAGAGGUAGCUCAUGUCCUUCUUGCAGGAACUGGUAUGACGUGCUGUUCCAAACGUUCCCAGGGCUUUCUUACCUUUCAGCUGCCUGCUCCUUAGCAAGGAAGCAUGAUGUUUGCUCUGAAUGUUUUGUGUUUGACAUUUGGAAAUCAAACCACAUUGGCCAUUUGCCCCAAGAUAUUUGAUCAUGUGAGUAUUUUUCUGGUGCUUUUCCAACAUCUUACAUCAAUAAAACACCUAAACGUUGUGUGACAAAUUAGACACGCAUUGUUAAACUGACCUGGGGUCUCCCCAGAUGAGAACAUCAUAAGCAAGAAAAAUAGCCUUCAGGGAAAUGGAAAGAGAAAGGCUGAAAGUGAGCUCAUACCUCUUACUGCACUUGCUGUCUCAGCCUUCCCCGUUCUUCUGACAUACCCUCUCUUUCUCAUCCCAUGUCCUGCUUUGGUCCAGCCCUGGGCUAUUUAAAAUGAAGUGACUCCUUUCAUUCAUGGGGUUUUCCUCCCAACAGUGCUAACCCGCAGCUACAGCAUUAGCUGGACCAUGACCGAAGAGCCUGUGCAGAAGGAUAGCGAGAUCAGAUGCCCAAACUCCAGCAUGGGCUGCGGACACAAGGAUGACAAAGCCAGCCUGGCUUCGAGCCAGAUAGCCGCUUUCAGCCACCGGCCUCAUCAACCCCCUUCCCCCCCUGCCUCCAAGGAAGUAUGGAAAAAGGGUGGCCGCAUGUUCUCCAUCCUGCUAGCUGUGCACCUAGCCCUGCUGGCCUGCACACUGGUGAGCAUCAUCAUAUGGAUCAUCUUCUAUCUCGUGAGCACUUCCCGGUGCCCAGAUGCCAUCCUCUGCAAAGACUCCCACGCAGGGCCUGUCUGGCUGAGAGGAGGCCUAAUUCUAUUUGCCGUUUUCAGCCUUGUCAUGGAUGUGUUCAAAAUAGGAUAUUACUCCAGCUUCUACAGCUGCCUGUCUGCUAUCAAAAUCAUCUACCCCAUUGUGCAAGCAAUAUUCGUGAUCAUUCAGACGUACUUCCUGUGGGUCUCUGCCAAAGAUUGCAUCCACGUACACCUGAACAUUACCAGGUGCGGCUUGAUGCUGACACUGACCACAAACUUAGCAGUGUGGAUGUCGGCAGUGACGGACGAGUCUGUUCACAAAGCGCAUUCAAAGCUGAAGAAAAAUGUGACAGAAGAAAUCUUUAAAUGGCUCAUGAAAGGUAAUCUGUCCAUUUUACUACUGCAAAUAUAUUUUUCCCCUGUUCCAGCGGGAAUGAGAAGUGGCUCAACUGAAGAAUGUAACUGCAACAGCCAGAUCUGCCAGAUCUUCAAGAACGGCUAUUUUUGGCUGUACCCCUUUAACAUUGAGUACAGUCUCUUUGCCUCUGCCAUGGUUUAUGUCAUGUGGAAGAAUGUUGGACGCUUUAUAGACCACCACUCUCACCACAUUCACCACCUGAAGUUCAAGCUCUUUCGAAGGACCUUCUUUGUAGGCAUCGUGUUGGGCCUCAUCAUCUUGGUGAGUGGUUUGGGAGUCCUUAUUGUUUAUGAGGUGUGGGUAAAUUCCAGCAAUGAAUCCAGCAAGAAGAAUGAAGCACUUACCAUGUAUUACAUCUUCAACAUUGUUUGUCUGGGCCUCAUGUCUCUUGUCUGCGUUGGUGGCUCUGUCAUCUACCGCUUUGAUAAGAGAGACAUGGAUCGCCACAAGAACCCAACCAGGACCCUGGACGUGGCCCUGCUGAUGGGUGCUGCCUUGGGGCAGUAUGCUAUUUCUUACUACUCCAUUGUGGCCAUUGUGGCCAGCACACCGAGGGACGCUAUCAGUGCGCUCAACCUCACCUACGCCCUCCUGAUGAUUGCCCAGCACACCUUCCAAAAUAUUUUCAUUAUUGAAGGCCUUCAUCGGCAGCCCCCCAAGGAAGGCCACAAACAUGAUCCGCACCAAAAGGAUCCCUAUGGACUCACCUUUGUUAACAUCAAUGCAGUGUCCCUCCGCGUACCUGACAGUGGCAGCACCUUGGCACCCAACACUGUCUCCAGCAUUGAAGGCAUCCACCCUUCUGAGCUUGUGCAGUCCCUCACAGGCCCCAAGAAGAUGAACUGGAGGAGGAAGUUCUUAAGGGAGAUCUCCAUGUUCCUCCUGCUGAGCAAUAUCAUACUCUGGAUCAUGCCAGCUUUUGGUGCCCGGCCCCAGUUCGACAACGAUAAAGAACUAAACUUCUAUGGUGAUUCCAUGUGGCCGGCCAUUGUGGACAUAUGCCUGCCCUUUGGGAUCUUCUACCGAAUGCAUGCAGUGGCCAGCUUGCUGGAGGUCUACAUCAUGUCCUAAAGAACUCUACCGCAAGGAAGACGGAAUCCUCCUCAGCCAACCCACCUCCUUCCUACCCCCGGGCUGGGAGACUGCCCAGAUCUCCCCAGGGGUCUCUAGUACUGCUUGAAUCACGUCCCCUUGCAGUGUUGGGACAUUUCUCCACUGUUAGUGAAGAUCAUCCAAACAUAGUCCAGAUUUUAUUUUUGUUACUUGUGCGUGGAUGUGCAUGUGUGUGUUUCAAGUUCUUAAAGCUUAAAAGAAAAAAGGGAAAAAGAGGAAGGUUUCCAGAGCAGAAUCAUGGUAAUUACCCAUAGUUCAUGCCAAGAGACUCUUCCUUCCUUCCUGCAACCCUGAUCCAGCCUGUCCACUCCAUGCCACUGAUUUACUCUCCAGUGGGUGCUCAGCACCUUUGGAGGGUCAAUGCCUGCCUGCAAACAGGCCCAAUCCUGCCUGCACUCAGAGACCCAGUAGGUACAAUGGGCUAACUCAGGCGUGGAAGGCAAAGAAAGGGAAACCACUCCAACUUCCGCUAUGGCCAGUCAGAAACCAGUCCCCUGUAGAGAUGUGAAAAAUAAACUGGUGAGUACCAAAGGCUUUGGGAAACGUUUUAUACCUGUUCACUGUACUGCCCAUUUAUGUUGGCCCUCCUGACCCUUCCCUGUAUCAGCCCCUGCUGUUUUUCUUCCUCUUCAGUGAGGCAUUACUGCUGAUGAGCAGGUUUGUGUGCUGCAGCCUCCUCUCUCAGAAGGACACAUAGUCCCUAUGGAAGGGCUGUCCAUGCGGUCAUGGGCUGGCCCUGACAAGGGAUCAUUUUAAGCACACUUUUUCCCCAAUUUUCCUGAAUCAAGGCUCAAGAGCCAUAAAGACCAUAUAGGCAAUACGGUCUGGGGAACGAUCAGGAGAUCUGUUUUUCUUUUUUUAAUAGAUUGUG
Struthio camelus australis is the source of this 4268-nucleotide messenger RNA. Lineage: Eukaryota; Metazoa; Chordata; Aves; Struthioniformes; Struthionidae. The record is from RefSeq and is a predicted model, not a curated record.